This is a messenger RNA of Eptesicus fuscus (big brown bat), 2677 nucleotides long. It is a transcript of the gene EZH2, whose product is annotated as enhancer of zeste 2 polycomb repressive complex 2 subunit. Gene Ontology annotation, biological process: chromatin remodeling. The transcript is spliced from 21 exons. Gene Ontology annotation, molecular function: protein binding; histone H3K27 methyltransferase activity. NCBI's taxonomy places the organism in Eukaryota, Metazoa, Chordata, Mammalia, Chiroptera, Vespertilionidae. The record is from RefSeq and is a predicted model, not a curated record. Bases 101 to 2416 code for a protein of 771 amino acids.
GCCCGGGCGGUAGUGGCAGUGCGCGGGAGCAGCGCGCGGGAGCGGCGCGGGCUGGGGAGCAGAUAUAGCCCAUAUGAACUAAAGGAAUCCUGAAACCAAAAUGCUCAAGAAUGGAGUAUGGUGUUUGAACUUUCUACCAAUUCCAUUUGUCUGUGGUGAUACCUGCAUAAUAAUCAUGGGCCAGACUGGGAAGAAGUCUGAGAAGGGACCAGUUUGUUGGCGGAAGCGCGUGAAAUCAGAGUACAUGCGACUGCGACAGCUCAAGAGGUUCAGGCGAGCCGAUGAAGUGAAGAGUAUGUUUAGUUCCAAUCGUCAGAAAAUUUUGGAAAGAACGGAAAUCCUAAACCAAGAAUGGAAACAGCGAAGGAUACAGCCUGUUCACAUCCUGACUUCUGUGAGCUCAUUGCGCGGGACCAGGGAGUGUUCGGUGACCAGUGACUUGGAUUUUCCAACACAAGUCAUCCCAUUAAAGACUCUGAAUGCAGUUGCCUCAGUACCCAUAAUGUACUCUUGGUCUCCUCUACAGCAGAAUUUCAUGGUGGAAGAUGAAACUGUUUUACAUAACAUUCCUUAUAUGGGGGAUGAAGUUUUAGACCAGGAUGGGACUUUCAUUGAAGAAUUAAUAAAAAAUUAUGAUGGAAAAGUACACGGGGAUAGAGAAUGUGGGUUUAUAAAUGAUGAAAUUUUUGUGGAGUUGGUGAAUGCUCUUGGCCAGUACAAUGAUGAUGAUGAUGAUGAUGAUGGAGAUGAUCCUGAUGAAGGAGAAGAAAAACAGAAAGAUCUGGAGGAGAACAGAGAUGAUAAAGAAAGCCGCCCACCUCGGAAAUUUCCUUCUGACAAAAUUUUUGAAGCCAUUUCCUCAAUGUUUCCAGAUAAGGGCACAGCAGAAGAACUAAAGGAAAAGUAUAAAGAACUCACUGAGCAGCAGCUCCCAGGGGCACUGCCUCCAGAAUGUACCCCGAACAUAGAUGGACCAAAUGCUAAAUCUGUUCAGAGGGAGCAGAGCCUGCAUUCAUUUCACACACUCUUCUGUAGGCGAUGUUUCAAGUACGACUGCUUCCUACACCCUUUUCAUGCAACACCUAACACUUACAAGCGGAAGAACACGGAAACAGCUCUGGACAACAAGCCUUGUGGACCACAGUGUUACCAGCAUUUGGAGGGAGCAAAGGAGUUCGCUGCCGCCCUCACUGCCGAGCGGAUCAAGACGCCCCCCAAACGCCCAGGAGGUCGCAGACGAGGGAGGCUUCCCAACAACAGCAGCAGGCCCAGCACCCCCACCAUUAAUGUGCUGGAGUCAAAGGACACGGACAGUGACAGGGAAGCUGGGACCGAAACAGGUGGAGAGAACAACGAUAAAGAAGAGGAGGAGAAAAAAGAUGAAACUUCGAGUUCCUCUGAAGCAAAUUCUCGGUGUCAAACGCCAAUAAAGAUGAAGCCGAACAGUGAGCCCCCUGAGAAUGUGGAGUGGAGCGGGGCCGAGGCCUCCAUGUUCCGGGUCCUCAUCGGUACCUACUACGACAACUUCUGCGCCAUUGCCAGGUUAAUUGGGACCAAAACAUGUAGACAGGUGUAUGAGUUUCGGGUCAAAGAGUCCAGCAUCAUAGCUCCAGUUCCCGCUGAGGAUGUCGAUACUCCUCCAAGGAAGAAGAAGAGAAAACACCGGUUGUGGGCUGCACAUUGCAGAAAGAUACAGCUGAAAAAAGACGGCUCCUCUAACCACGUUUACAACUACCAACCCUGUGACCAUCCACGGCAGCCUUGUGACAGUUCGUGCCCUUGUGUGAUAGCACAGAAUUUUUGUGAAAAGUUUUGUCAGUGUAGUUCAGAGUGUCAGAACCGCUUUCCUGGCUGCCGCUGCAAAGCACAGUGCAACACCAAGCAGUGCCCCUGCUACCUGGCCGUCCGGGAGUGCGACCCCGACCUGUGUCUGACGUGUGGAGCUGCUGACCACUGGGACAGCAAGAACGUGUCCUGCAAGAACUGCAGCAUCCAGCGGGGCUCUAAGAAGCAUUUAUUGCUGGCACCAUCUGAUGUGGCUGGCUGGGGGAUUUUCAUCAAAGAUCCUGUACAGAAAAAUGAAUUCAUCUCGGAAUACUGUGGAGAGAUAAUUUCUCAAGAUGAAGCCGACAGAAGAGGCAAAGUGUAUGAUAAAUACAUGUGCAGCUUUCUCUUCAACUUGAAUAACGAUUUUGUGGUGGACGCAACCCGUAAGGGUAACAAAAUUCGUUUUGCAAAUCAUUCAGUCAAUCCAAACUGCUAUGCAAAAGUCAUGAUGGUGAACGGUGAUCACAGGAUAGGGAUCUUUGCGAAGAGAGCCAUCCAGACUGGUGAAGAGCUGUUUUUUGAUUACAGAUACAGCCAGGCCGACGCCCUGAAGUACGUGGGCAUCGAACGUGAGAUGGAGAUCCCUUGACGUCUGCUACCUCCUCCCCGCCUCCUCCAAAACAGCUGCCUUAGCUUCAGGAACCUCGAGUACUGUGGGCAAUUUAGAAAAAGAAAAUGCAGUUUGAAAUUCUGAAUUUGCAAUGUACUGUAAGAAUAAUUUAUAGUAAUGAGUUUAGACAUCAACUUUUUAUGCCUUCUCACCAGCUGCAAAGUGUUUUGUACCAGUAAGUUUUUGCAAUAAUGCAGUAUGGUACAUUUUUCAACUUUGAAUAAAUAAUACUUGAACUUC